CUUGUUGAAUCACACACACUCAAUCAACCUCCAACAAGUCAUUAUUAUUCACAUGUUUUUAGGUGAAUCUCGGUAAAGUUUUGGCCAAUUAGAGUUUGAAAUGAUUUCUUUCGACUUUUUUAUGGCUCAUUUUGGCUUCUCAGACUUUUCAAGUUUCAAUAUUUUUACUUGUUGAGAUUUUAGUUUCUUGUUUUUGGACUUUUGACAGACUUUUCAUUGUGAGAAAUGAUGGUUCAACAGCAACGUAAAUCGUUCAUGAUUCGUGAUAUCCUGUCAAAUGAUGUGGAAAGUGAUUGUUCAUCGCAAAGUUGCACUUGUGAUUAUAGUUCGUGUUUUCAGGUUUCAAGUGGUCACAGUUUGUAUCAUUCAUCAUCAUCCAAUCCAGUCUCGGCUUUUCAUUGCAAUACUUUGGGGGUUAACCAGGCAAGUGGAAAGGUUAAAUGUUUAACUGGUAAAACGGGUCAAAGUGGGUUGAAAGGUUCAACCAAAUGUGCAAAACUCUUUUCACAUCAAUCGAGUCAAAUUAUUUGGCCGUCUUUUCCUGUUCAGUCAACAUCGAGUUGCAUCUCGUGUGUUAAACCUUCAUUACGAGCUGAUUGGACAAUUGGUUCAUCUGAUUCUUUUAGGGAUUUUGAAAUUUUAGAUGAAGACAACAAUGAAGAUGAACAGGAGAAUGAUGACGAUGAAGAUGAGUGUGAUGAGGAUGCGAAUGAAACAGAUUCGGAUCAACCUUUAGAUAUACGAUGUCAAUCGAGUGAAACAACGGAUCCGUUGAGUUGCAAUAGAGUGAAUCAUGGUGAUUCAAGUGGCGACAGUAAUAACAAAGAUAAUGAUAAUAAUGUAAGCAAUAACAUUUCAUCGAGUCGCAAGAUUAGACGAAAUCGAACCGUAUUUACUGAGUUACAGUUAAUGGGUCUGGAAAGGCGAUUUGAUAGUCAAAAAUAUCUGUCAACUCCAGAUAGAGCUGAACUGGCUCGGAUUCUUGGUUUAACUCAACUUCAGGUGAAAACAUGGUACCAAAAUCGUCGAAUGAAAUGGAAAAAACAGGUAAUGCAAGGAGGAUGCCCAAUACCACCAACUAAACCCAAAGGAAGGCCUAAGAAAAAUUCAAUCCCAUCACUUGGAAUCAACUUUGAAGCAACCCUUUUAUGUUCAACAAAUCAUGGAACCAGUUUAUUCAGAAAUUGUUUUCGUUGAUCUUUCACGGCAAUCAUUGAAAUACUCAGUUCACAAUCACUAAAAAUGCAAUACAAAAAUUGUGCCCAAAAAAGAUGUCAAAUCAUUAACUCUAAUCUUAUGGAUCGUCGUUUCUAACCAGCAAUCCAUUUUUCCAGUCAACAAUCAAAGUUGUUUAACCAAUUCCUGUUACCUUUGGUCAACAUUUGAUCAUUAAUUUUUACCAGAAAAAAGCAAAAUUGAACACAAACUUCAAUAUUUAAAAACCAUAAUUGGGUUGUUUAUUGAUACAAUGUAAGGUGCAAUUUGAUGAACCGAUUCUCGAUAUUUGUAAAGGUUAAUUGUUCACCUCGAACAUUAAAGAUGUAAAGUCAACAUUAAAUAACAAUUCAACUCUAUACACUUGAUUAUACUCUUAAAUGUUCAAAAACCUUUGAACAGCGCAAAUUGAUCCUCAUCAUUAGCAUAUUAUUUGGAUGCUCUAUAAGGUUGGCUGAAUGCGCCUGUCUUGUUAGGUUAUAGGAUUUUAUGUAUUUUAUUAUUAACAAUGAAAAUAGGAUAAACGAUUAUUUAAGAUGAUAAUGAUAAUGUUAAUAGCAAUAGUGAUUGUUAAUGAUAAUUUCAUGAACUAGCAUUUCAUUGUAAUUCAUUUGCUUUUUGUGAGGCUUUGCUUUUCACUUGAAAACCAUUUCUUUCACUCCAUUCACUUUACCGAUUUGAUUGACUUGAUUGGAAUCAAGUCUAUUAUUUUACUAAUUUUUUUCUUCUUUGCUCAAUGACUAGACAAUUAAUGUUCAAGAUAUUUAUUAUUGUUAAUGGUGAUGAUGAAGGGUGAAAUAAUUAGAUGAUAAAGGCUUUCAUUUGGUAUGAACAGUUACUUUUAUUCAUUUGCUUUUCCAUAAACUUUAAAUAUCUACUUUUUUGCUCCUUGUCGUCUUCUGAAUUCAAUAAAAUAAAAUAUUAUAGUUGAUUUAAUAACUUGACUAAAUAUUUAUCAAAGGUUAACAUCAUUAGUAAAGUAUAUUAGUAUAUUAUGGUUAUUAUUAAUGGUAAUGAGUGUUUUUUGGCAAACUGAAUUGUUUAAUUGACUUCAGUUUGAUUUGUUGCUUUCUCGGUUUUUACAAAUUUUUGUUGAUCUUUUUUUUAUGAGAACAUCAAUUUUGUGGUUUUGGCAGCAAAUUUUUUAUUAAGGUAACCCAAACGAGUAAAAUCGUGUGUCCAAUUUGAUUUGAUGGGAUCUGUUCAAUUGACUCCAGAUUUGGUAUAAUCUAAAUUACUUAAACUUUAUUUCCAGAUUGUGCCGCUUUCGUGCCAUUUUCACCAUUCAAUUGAAAUGCUAACUUAAUUUAACAUUCGGAAUUAGGAAUUAGGAAUUUGAUAUGAUAAGAGAUUUAGCGAAGUUUCAGAGCUACGUGGAAAAUACAUGUAAAUUUUCUUGUAAUGAUGGAUUAAAAUGUCAAUCGAUGACAAUUUAGUUGGGCUUUUGGUGGUGAACAGGCAUGGCGUUUAAAAGAUGAGGACACUUGUUUUUAAAAGAAGUUCCAUGAGUCAUGAGAGUUUAAUUCUGAGCAUAUGAGAAAACGAAUAUUCAGCUGCAGAUUAAAUUAACUUAAUCGCUGGUUAUUGAUAAUCAUUUAACUGGUUAACAUGGUGUGAGCUGGAAUAACUUCAACGUUGAAUGAUCACUUUGUUUAAAUCAGGUUAGGAUAAGGCUUGGCUUGUGAGAAAAAAUUUCGUUGAAUGAUGUCACUUGAUAUGUGGUUGAGUAACAAUAUUAAAAAUGGCAUCCUUUUGGUUGAGAAAAACUUUUACAGCAACAAAAGAUACAUUCAAAGGUGGGGUUCAAAGCUAUGAUCAUAUGGUUACAUUUAAACGUGAAAAUUUUUGUGCUGACAAUGAGGCGCCAUCUAUUGUUGUAGAAA
This is a messenger RNA of Tetranychus urticae (two-spotted spider mite), 3098 nucleotides long. RefSeq lists its product as uncharacterized. Gene Ontology annotation, biological process: regulation of DNA-templated transcription. NCBI's taxonomy places the organism in Eukaryota, Metazoa, Arthropoda, Arachnida, Trombidiformes, Tetranychidae. Gene Ontology annotation, molecular function: DNA-binding transcription factor activity, RNA polymerase II-specific; DNA binding. The record is from RefSeq and is a predicted model, not a curated record.